Molecule: messenger RNA, 1147 nt
Organism: Prinia subflava (tawny-flanked prinia)
Lineage: Eukaryota; Metazoa; Chordata; Aves; Passeriformes; Cisticolidae
Gene: SNRNP35
Product: small nuclear ribonucleoprotein U11/U12 subunit 35
Exons: 2
Coding region: 144-941 (265 amino acids)
Biological process (GO): mRNA splicing, via spliceosome
Cellular component (GO): precatalytic spliceosome; U12-type spliceosomal complex
Molecular function (GO): mRNA binding; snRNA binding
Source: RefSeq, a predicted model, not a curated record
GGCCGGGCGGCGCUGCCGGCGCGGCCGCGGGCGGAGCGGCCCCUCCCGCCCCCGGCGCUCCCACGGCGGCGGCCGCGGGCCCGCGCCGCUUCCCGCCCUGCCCCUUCCCCUGAGGAGGCACCGCCCGCUCUGCGCUGCCGAGAAUGGCUGACUGGGCCCCCAUAGCGAAGGAGUACGACCCCCUCAAGGCCGGCAGCAUCGACGGCACGGACGAGGAGCCCCACGACCGCGCCAUAUGGCGGGCGAUGCUGGCACGGUACGUACCCAACAAGGGCGUCACGGGGGAUCCUCACCUCACCCUCUUCGUGGCCAGGCUCAACCUUCAGACCACAGAGGAGAAGUUAAAGGAGGUUUUCUCCCGCUAUGGAGACAUCAGGAAGAUCCGUCUGGUUCGAGACCUGGUGACGGGGUUUUCCAAGGGUUACGCGUUUGUUGAGUACAAAGAGGAGCGCGCGCUCCUGAAGGCUCACAGAGAUGCCAACAGGCUGGUCAUCGACCAACACGAGAUCUUUGUGGACUUUGAACUGGAAAGAACUCUCAAAGGAUGGAUUCCCCGGAGGCUCGGGGGUGGGUUUGGAGGCAAAAAAGAAUCCGGGCAGCUGCGGUUCGGAGGACGGGACAGACCUUUCCGAAAGCCCAUCAGUUUGCCAAACAUGAAAAAUGAUUUCUACGGAGAAGGAUCAUCAGAGAAAAGAAACUGGUCUCGUGAGGGAACCAGGGACUGGAGAACGAGGGACCGGGACCACGAGAGGAGCAGGGACAAACGCUGGCCAGAAAGGGAGAGGCCAUGGGCUUGGGGUGACAGUGAGAGAGAGAGGGACUCCAAGGAGGAGAGGAGCAGGGGGAGGGAAAGGAAGGACAGAGACAGGAAGGACAGGGACAGAGACCGGAGCAGGGACAGAGAUAGCAAGAAGCAAAGAGAUGAUGAUAAGCACCGCUAGGUGACCGUGCCUUGUCCUUGGGGUGUGUGACCUACCCUUAGGCAGCUCGGGGCUGUGACAGGAGUCUCAGAACAAAGCUGAGGUGUUGCCACCUUGUGCCUGACUCAGCUGCCAGCAGCUCUCUGUAGUUUGGUUCCUAAUGCAGUUCAGAAGUGUGUUGAAUUGUUCCUUUAGAGAAAAUAAACUUUUGUAUUAAUGUUUUUGAA